AAAAAGGAAAAAAACAGAAAAACCCUUCUCUCUCUCUCUCUCUCUCUCUCUCUCUCUCUCUACCUUUCUUUGUAGUUUCCAAGUUUUCUUUCUUUCUUUCUUUCUCCACUGCUUCUUGAUAUCCUUAUCCUCCAUUUCUUGAUUUUCUUGGCAAUAUCUUCAAAUAAGAGAAAGUGAUAAUCAAGAAAGUUGCAGAUACAGAAGUGUUUCUUGAAAAAUUUGUUUCUUUUGAAUAAAAUGGAGACUAAGCAGCAGAAUAGAAACAGCAGAGAAAAGCUUGAAAAAGAAGACUUAACAUCUUUGGCUUCACCGACUUCAUCAUCUUCUUCUCCUUCGCAUGAAUUUUCCUUUACAAUUUCUCUUCACCCUUCUUCUACACCAGUAAUUUCUGAUAAUAGUAGUAAUAAUAAUAAAGCCAACAAAUUAGCUAUUGAUUUAUCUCCUGCAGAUGAUAUUUUCUUUCAUGGCCAUUUGCUUCCUCUUCACCUUCUCUCUCACCUUCCUGUCUCUCCUCGCCCAUCAAUUAAUUCUUUGGACAGUUUUACCCUUCCUAUCAAAGAAUUAUUAGAUGAUCAUCAAGAAGCAAACAGAAUUAACAGCAGCAGCAGUAAUACUAGCCAGGAGAAUAUCAAGAACAGCAAGAGUAACAGUAACAGCAAUAAUUAUAAAACCAGUAAUGACAGAGAGGCUACGAAGACAAAAAGCAAACCAAAGUCUUUCUCUUUAUUUGGAUGGCGAAAAGGAUUUGAAGAUAGAGAAAGAGAAGAAAAAGAUGAGAAGCAGCAAAAGAAAAAACAGACAUUUGAAGUAAGUCAUAUAUUAAAAAGGUAUGUGAGAAAGGUUAGGCCAUUAUUGUUCUUUAAAGGAAGAAGAGAAGAUCACCAUCUUCAAUUGCAUAGGCAAUCCCAUUCAUUUUCAGGUAAUUUAAGCUUGAGAAAUAAACUGGAGUUGGGUAGAGGAAGAAGAGGAGAAUACUCUGCUCCUGCUUCCAUGAGAACAUCUCCAACAAAUAGUGGCCUUCUUGUAGCAACAGCGACACUUCCUUCUUCCACUAGUGAUAGCACUAUGGAGGAAUUGCAGGCUGCAAUUCAAGCAGCAAUUGCUCACUGCAAGAACUCCAUUGCUGCUGAAGACAAGAUCAAAUGCUAGUUGUUUAAUGUUAGAUUAUUUUUCCUUUUUCCAAUUUUUUCAUAUUCGAUUUGUAUUAUUAUUAAUUAUUUGUACACCCGCGUAUAAUUGAAGUUGUAUAUAUAAAUCUAUGAGAUAAA
This is a messenger RNA of Jatropha curcas, 1268 nucleotides long. It is a transcript of the gene BKI1, whose product is annotated as BRI1 kinase inhibitor 1. The record is from RefSeq and is a predicted model, not a curated record. Gene Ontology annotation, molecular function: kinase inhibitor activity. NCBI's taxonomy places the organism in Eukaryota, Viridiplantae, Streptophyta, Magnoliopsida, Malpighiales, Euphorbiaceae. Gene Ontology annotation, cellular component: plasma membrane.